Molecule: messenger RNA, 6676 nt
Organism: Porites lobata
Lineage: Eukaryota; Metazoa; Cnidaria; Anthozoa; Scleractinia; Poritidae
Source: the annotation of a GenBank genome assembly
AAGGUGCAGCUUUGUGGAAAAAACUUCAAGAAAAAAAACAAAGAACUGGAGAUAAAAAUAGACACUGAAGAGGAGGAAAUCUACUUUGAAUGCCCACAACCACAGUACUUGGAAGCGACUAUGAAAUUCCACAAACAGUAUUCGGGCAUGGUUGAAAAAAAAUUGAGCCUGUCAAAAAAUAUUUUGGAAAUUUUGUCUUUAGAUGAAGGGCUGGAGAAAGUCAAAUAUGAAUUAGAGAAAAACAAUGUGGAGGCUGUUUUCGUGAUCGAUAGCGAGGCUUGGAUCAUAGGAACGUCAGUUGCGCAUGCAGACAAGGCUGCCAGUCUUGUAGGUAAGAUGACUUCGGAAGUGAAAGUCCGAGUGGAUGCCAACAGUCAGCAUCUUUUAAAAACCACAGAAUGGCGCGAACUGUGUGAGCAACUCAACACCAUCUCAACUGUCCGGGUGUAUCGGAACAACUGGAAUGACACCUACGUAUCCGGGUUCAAAGAAGAUGUACAUGAAGCAAUGAAAACGCUAACUACGUAUCUAGAUGAUUACUGUAUCCGAGAAGAGCAAAUGAAAUGUUCUUCUAAGUUAGUCCGAAAAUAUCUCUCUGAGCUUCGUCAAGAUGACUUGUCUUCAAUUGAAGUUCAACUAAAGGAUUUUGAGGUCAAGAUUCAAACAGGAAGAGGAGAUGAGGAAUUUGUCAUUGGGGGAAACAAAGAGGGGAUAAAACGAGCGAAAAGAAAGCUGCAAGACCUCGCAGAUAGUACCGAAUGUGAGAUUUUCGACGUGAAACAGCCAGGACUUAAGAAACGUUUUGCCAGUGGAAACGGCGAGACCCUUGUAUCAACUGUGGCAAAAGAUCACGCAUGUGUUAUCCAGGUCCAGAAACAAUUUGAUGUGCAGACUCCUGUCAAAAAAUCUGAUUCAUCAAAAAAUGAUAGUGAGGAAGAGGAUAUGGCGGCUGCAGCCAGCAGCGCUGUUCCUUCCACUUUUGUCAUGGGAUGUGGGCACAAAAUUUCGUGGAAAUCAGGAAACAUCGUAGCGCAGCAGGUCCGUUCGGUGCCCUAAAUACUAGUAUAAACUAUAGAUUAUUUCCGUGGGCUGUUUGAAUUAAAAAAGGAUUGAAUUGACCUUGGCUGUAAAAUAAAUAACUUCUCUUCUCAGUAUUUUCACGUUGAAAGCUUUGUUCUGCUGAAAACGUAAAUGGGUUUUCAGAUUGUUGCGAAGGAGUAAUUAGUUAUCCGUAUUUAAGAAUAGCCCCCUCAUCGUACAUUAUUUCAUUCCCUGUCAGUAUAAAACCGACUACCCAUUUAUGAUCCAUCAUAGUCUUCAUAGACUAAAGCAAGCCAUUUAUCAACAUUUUACACGUAACCAUACUACCCGAAAAAAGGAGUGGGUUUUCUUAAAUUAUAAUACGUUAUGUGUGGGGUUUGCCGUUGAAGCCUGGAGUCCUUAGUCUUUUUCACUCGAUCAGUAUCUGUAACUUUGCUGUCCUACUCUUUUUCAAGGAUCCAAAAUGCCCAACCUGUCCCAGACUUACUAUAUGAACCAGGAACGCCUGAUCGCUUACACGGCUCAUCAAUUUUCCAUUAAUGAUAUCCUAUUCUAGGGCAAAAUUCCCUGAGUUUUGUAGUAAGGCUAUCCCAGACUAAUUUGCAUGAAAUUACAAUUGCACCCUAGCUUCCGAGCGACACAAAUCUAUUUUCCCAAAUAUGGCAGUAACGUUUGUUGUAUUGUUUUUAGCUAAAAUAUCUGUCUGUGUGACGUCCAGUUAUAACUGGCCAUCGCCAAUCGCAACAGAUACAGUCGAUUCCCGCGAAUUCGAACCUUUAAUGGGAAUAGAAAAAGGUUCGAGUUAUCAGGAGUUCGAGUUAUCGAGGGUAAAAUUAUAUAGAAAAUGAUCUGAAGGGAAAGAAAAUUGCUUCGAGUUAGCUGCAAGUUGGAGUUAUGGAGGGUUCGAGUUACCGGGAGUGGACUGUAGAGGCAAUCCAGUGUACCUAAUUAAACGUGCAUGCUUACGUCGCUGUUAUUGCUAGUAUGGUACUGCAAGGCUAAAGUAAAGACAGAUGCCCAACCUUGAAUGAUAUCGCGGAGCUUUUUAGCCUUUAUGAACUCUCUUUUUUGUUUGACUUUAAUUUCAGGCCGACAUGCUGGUCAGUUCACAAGGUGCAUGCUCCCAGGCGAUCGUCAAUGUGGGUGGGCAGGUAAUGAGGCAAAACUUGGUAACACCAAACACGGGUGACAUCGCAGUUACUCCUGGAUAUAACCAGGCCUGUAAUCACGUAAUCCAUACGAACUGUUCCAAGUGGCAUGGUGGAACGGGGGAGCAGGUAAGGGAUAAUUGGAACCCUAACUUAUUCUAAUGAGCAUUAUAAGGCAUUCAGAUUCAGAUUGUUUAUCCGUACAAAACCAAUAAUUGUCAAUCGUGCAGUCAUGGUUCAUGUUUUAUUUAAGGUAUUACGAGGCAUUAUCCAAAUGUGUCUUCAGAAGGCGGAUGAACUCGGAGGACCAUCAAUAGUCUUUCCAGUCAUAGGCACUGGGAAGCUCUACUUUCCUCAAGACAUAGCUUCCAAGAUCAUGUUGGAAGAAACCAUCAACUUUUGUCAAAAUAAUCCGUCAUCUGUCGUAAAAGAUAUUCGAUUUGCCGUGUUUCAGCAAGAUCAGGCUUUAACCGCUGCAUUUGCGCAAGAGUUUGAUAAAUUGCAAUCCAAGUACAGAAUUCGUCCCGGAUACACUAUGGGUGGUUUUUUAAGGAAUCUACGGUCCAAAUUAGGAAGAGUCCAUCAGAGCCCAGCAAGGCCAGCCGUCGGUGUUAGUGUGGAAGUUUUGCAAGGAAAUCUGUGCCAGGAGGCAACAGAUGUCGUUGUUAACCUCAACAGCAAAGAUAUGAAUAUGGAUAGCGCCGGAGCAUUGAGCAAGGCGGUGAAAAAGGCGGCUGGUCGAGUUGUUCAAGACGAGUGCUAUCAACUGGGACAUCAAACAGGUGGAUCAGUGGUAGUUACCAGGGGUGGAAAUCUUACAGCCCGUAAUAUCAUCCACUUGAUACCAGAUACUGCCGACAAAAAUCACUUGCAACAAUGCUUGGAAAAGUGUCUUGGUUUUCAGUCCAUCUCAUUUCCAGCGGUAGGAACGGGAUCUUUUCACAUGUCAGGGGCUGAUUCAGCCAGCCUAAUAUUUCAAGCUCUCAGUAAUUUUAGUGUUCGUUUCAGCGUCAUCAAAAAAGUUAGAACCGUGGUGUUCCAAGCGCCUAUGCUUCAGGCAUUCCAACGAGAACAGCAGUGUCAUCCGCUGUAUUCUAUUCAGGGCCAUGUCUUUAAACCUAUGGCCAGGCAGGGCCUAGCCUAUCCACGUGCUAGUAGGCAGAGAGGCGUGAAUAUUAAAGUAGUAAGUGGUGAUUUUACAAAAGAGAACACAGACGCCAUUAUGAACAUUAACAGCACUGACAUGAACAUGAGCAACGCUGGUGAUCUAAGCAAAGCUAUCUUAGCAGCUGGUGGUAUGCAGAUCCAACAAGAAUGCAGUCAAUAUAGCAAUCAACCUGCUGGGACAGCGGUGAUGACUGGUAGUGGAAAUUUAGCAGUACGCCAUAUAAUCCAUAUUAUUCCAGGUAUUGGCUGAGUUUUAGUUAUUUGAUGUUGUUACGCAGGAAAUUCGGCCUCCAAUAGACCAUGCAACGUAUUGUCGACCCUUAAAAAUGAUAAAAUCUACAAAAGAAAAAGACGAUUACGGAAUUUUUCUAAUUAACCACUGUCACAUUACCCAAAUACACCUCAAUGCGAAAGUGGCCAAUUAUAGUGUAGCGAUAUUCUCUCAGACUCCUCACGGGCAAUGUAACCGUUACAAAAGAAGUUGCCCGUGGAGGAGGUUAUAGUCAGGGAUAGUAGGGGGAUCGAAAUACUCGAGUGCGCUUGAAAAUUGGGCCCCACGAGAAAGUUGACACAGUACGGGAAGACAGGACUGAUAGAAACCGUUGAGCUACUUGUAAUCUCGUUUACUCCUAUCGCCAAUUGUAGUCCAACGAUGAAACAUUCCAAACCUUCAGUUUUCUUGCCGCUCUUGAGUGUAAAAUUCAAGAACAUUAUGUCACUUUUUUGUUCAUUAUUAAAUGUCAAACUUAUUUUCAUUUUUGACUUGCAGCCUCCCAAGAUAAACAGCAUCUUCAGACAAGUUUGGAAGCUGGCCUUCGUCUAGCAGAUCAAAACAAGCUUCAAACAAUAUCAAUUCGAUGUGUAGGCACUGGUGGAUUUGGUCUGACGGCAGCGGACUCUGCUCAGGUAACAUUCCAAGCUCUCAGCUCCUUAAGAGGAAGUUGUCAAAACCUUCGCAACGUGCGUGUCGUUGUCUUUCAAGCUCAAAUGGUUCAGGAAUUUUGUUGGCGCAACAGAGACAGGCAAUGCAGGAUAUGGAUGAACAAGAGAGUGACUCCACUGCAGAUGAUGAAGUUGCUGAGAGGCCCAGAAUUGCUAAUCAAAGAAAAAAUACCGCAACUAAUUCGAGUUCAACAAGUGACCAUUCUGUGAAAAUCUUAGUGGUUGGGAAGGAUAGAGGAAGCGUCGGUAAAGCAGUAGGCGCUUUGAAGAAACGUUUCCCCGAAGCUUGCACUACUCAAAAAGUCGAAAAUGAAACCGUCAGCAAACUGUCACCAAAGCAAAUUAACAAUCUCAGAAGGAAAGCCAAAGAACUUGACGUCAAACUCGAAAUUGAGGGUGAUGUUGAUCGCAUUGUGGUGAAGGGUGGCCCAGUUGAAGUGCCUGUCAUGGUCGGGGAGAUUUGGCAGGAGAUUAACGAGAGAAAUAAGAAGAUACAGGAGGAGGAGCAAGCAAUGAUGCUUUCAAAGAGCGUAGAAUGGAGUUAUGAAAUACAAGGCGGGAAAAUGGUGUUUAGCCAGAAGGCAAAAGGAAAGCUUGAGAUGGCACACAUCAAAGAACAACCAACAGUACAAAUAUCUCUGCUAGGUGAUAAAUUUAACAUUGAUUUGAAAAAUAAAACGGGCCGCGGACAGCAGAAUGGUAAAACAAUUACAGUAAUCAGAAAGGUCAAGGGAGCUGAAGAAGGUUAGCACAUUCAAACACGGGAACAUAUUAAAUAAGCUAUACAAUACACUGCUUAAGUAGGGAACUGAUACAAUCAUUUCUGUAUUUGAUGCCCGACGAUAGAAAAUUCACCAAAGUCACUAGGACGAAGAUACCAGAUCGCACCUAAUCUUUUUAAGGAUAUCCGCAAAACACAGGGUGGCAUCUGGUUAGGAGGAAGCCACUUACCAAAUCUUUGAAAGGCCUUAUUUGCCCAUGAACAGAGGUUAAUCCUUACAGCAUAGAAUGAAUUGAAGCGAGACCGUUUUCCACUGCAGAGAUCUGGGGCCGGUGGCUGAUAUAUUCCUUCAACGCUUCUCAAUGUCAGCCAAAAUCCCCACUGACGUCCCUGAUUUUCACGGACGUCCAUCACGGGGUAUCCAGGCGAACUCCCAUGGGCCUCAACCGUUAUCCUUUUGGCUAUCUAAAUGUAAAAUCAAGAGUUCUAGUAGUCUUUUUUUUUAUAAUACCACUUAUAAUAAAUAAAACAGACAAGGUGGGGUAUUCCUACUGUGAAAUUUUCCAUCUCAUAGCAUCCUUAGAUUCUCUUCGACGUACGGCCAAUUGAAAACUCCCUAAACCAGUAAUGUUACUUUCCCAAAGCAAAAUAAUAUUAAGAGCACUGAUUCUUUGUCCUAAAGGAACGUCUUUUCCGAGCACGUGAGCUCCAAUGCCACGCCCUGAUAUGGAAGUACAUAUUGUGACUCUCGCACCGGUCUCCUCUGAGUAUCAAAGUGUCCUGAGCAAAUUUCAAGCAACCGCUAGGGGAAUGCAUAUCCAGAAAAUUGAGCGAAUUCAAAAUCCUCAUCUUUACAAGCAGUACGUGCUACGAAAGCAGAAGAUGGAUAAAGACAAUGGAGGAAACAAUGAACGACAGCUGUUUCAUGGAACCGACGCUAGAAAUAUAAGUGCUACAAACACACAGGGAUUCAACAGGAGCUUUUGUGGGGCACAUGGUAAGUUACAACCGCUGAAAAGCAUUGUGUACUCGUAUAUUAUCAUGAGUCAGACUAAGUAUAGCAGUACCACUGUAUGUUUACAUACACAUGCACUAUUCAGAACUGACUCGACGGGUACAAUUAUAGGCACUUUUAAAGUACCCUUAAACGAUAUGAUUUAAGACAUGUAUUCCCAAGGAGAGAUAGGCUAGUUAUGUAUUCUACAACUUGAAGUAGCAUUUUGAGUGUUUGUAGGGUACUUAGUUGUUGUAGACGUCGUCAUAACGCAAUCGAAUUAGACACUUUCAAGUAGAGGUUUAAUUUGUGACUGUUCGAACAAAGGAAUGCCGUGACUUCUAGAACUAUCUCAUUAAUCGCUGUUUUGUUUGUUUUUUUUUUCUAGGAACUAAAUAUGGACGCGGUGUGUAUUUUGUCAGAGAUGCUUCUUACUCAGCUGGAUAUGCAGGAAGUGGGAUUGGGGGCCGCUUUAUGUACCUUUCCCGGGUCCUGGUUGGGAAAUAUUGUGCAGGCAACUCUAGUAUGAUCGUUCCACCACCAAAGGACCGUUACAGACCAGAGAUUUUGUACGAGUCAGUGGUUGAUAACCCAGCAAAUCCGUCCAUCUUCGUUGUUUUCUACGAUACUCAAUGUUAUCCUGAAUAUCUCAUAACCUUUUAA